UCUUUACAAAGCUGCUUGAAACUUCUUCCAAACUCGCCAUGGAUUCGGCGGCGCCGGCGCUGCCUGCUUUUGUGGCGCUGGUGCUCCUCUCCCCGUGGCCUCUCUUGGGGUCAGCCCAAGGCCAGUUCUCCGCAGGUGGCUGCACUUUUGAUGAUGGUCCAGGAGCCUGUGAUUACCACCAGGAUCUGUAUGAUGACUUUGAAUGGGUACAUGUUAGUGCUCAAGAGCCCCUUUACCUGCCACCUGAAAUGCCUCAAGGUUCAUAUAUGAUAGUGGAUUCUUCAAAUCAUGACCCUGGAGAAAAAGCCCGACUUCAGCUGCCCACAAUGAAGGAGAAUGACACUCACUGCAUUGAUUUCAGUUACUUGUUAUAUAGCCAAAAUGGGUUGAAUCCUGGCACUUUGAACAUAUUAGUGAGGGUGAAUAAAGGACCUCUUGCUAAUCCAAUUUGGAAUGUGACUGGAUUCACUGGGAGAGACUGGCUUCGAGCUGAGCUAGCAGUGAGCACCUUUUGGCCCAACGAGUAUCAGGUAAUAUUUGAAGCUGAAGUCUCAGGAGGAAGAAGUGGUUAUAUUGCCAUCGAUGACAUCCAAGUACUGAGUUAUCCUUGUGAUAAAUCUCCUCAUUUUCUCCGCCUGGGGGAUGUAGAAGUCAAUGCAGGGCAGAAUGCUACAUUUCAGUGCAUUGCUACAGGGAGAGAUGCUGUGCACAACAAAUUAUGGCUCCAGAGACGAAAUGGAGAAGAUAUACCUGUAGCCCAGACUAAGAACAUCAAUCAUAGAAGAUUUGCUGCUUCCUUUAGAUUGCAAGAAGUGACUAAAACCGACCAGGAUUUGUAUCGCUGCGUAACUCAGUCAGAACGCGGUUCUGGUGUAUCCAAUUUUGCUCAACUUAUUGUGAGAGAACCACCAAGACCCAUUGCUCCUCCUCAGUUGCUUGGCGUUGGGCCUACAUAUCUACUGAUCCAGCUAAAUGCCAACUCCAUCAUUGGUGAUGGUCCCAUUAUCCUGAAAGAAGUGGAAUAUCGCAUGACAUCAGGGUCCUGGACAGAAACCCAUGCAGUCAAUGCUCCAACUUACAAGCUCUGGCAUUUAGAUCCAGAUACUGAAUAUGAGAUCCGUGUCCUACUCACAAGACCUGGAGAAGGUGGAACCGGGCUCCCAGGACCACCGCUCAUCACUAGAACAAAAUGCGCAGAACCUAUGAGAACCCCAAAGACGUUAAAGAUUGCAGAGAUACAGGCAAGACGGAUUGCUGUGGACUGGGAGUCCUUGGGUUACAAUAUCACUCGGUGCCACACUUUCAAUGUCACUAUCUGCUAUCAUUACUUUCGUGGUCACAAUGAGAGCAAGGCAGACUGUUUGGACAUGGACCCCAAAGCCCCUCAACAUGUCGUCAGCCAUCUUCCACCAUAUACAAAUGUCAGCCUCAAGAUGAUACUCACCAAUCCGGAAGGAAGGAAGGAGAGUGAAGAGACCAUCAUCCAAACUGAUGAAGAUUUGCCUGGCCCUGUUCCAAUCAAAUCUCUCCAAGGAACAUCCUUUGAAAACAAGAUUUUCUUGAACUGGAAAGAGCCUUUGGACCCAAAUGGAAUCAUCACACAAUAUGAGGUCAGUUAUAGCAGCAUAAGAUCAUUUGAUCCUGCAGUACCAGUGGCUGGUCCUCCCCAGACUGUAUCAAACUUGUGGAAUAGUACACAUCAUGUAUUUAUGCAUCUCCACCCUGGAACCACCUACCAAUUUUUUAUCCGAGCCAGCACAGUCAAGGGCUUUGGGCCAGCCACAGCCAUCAAUGUGACAACAAAUAUCUCAGCUCCCACUUUGCCUGACUAUGAAGGAGUUGAUGCUUCUCUCAAUGAAACUGCCACCACAAUCACUGUGCUGUUGCGACCAGCCCAAGCCAAAGGUGCACCAAUCAGUGCUUAUCAGAUUGUCGUGGAAGAACUGCACCCACAUCGAACCAAGAGAGAAGCCGGGGCCAUGGAAUGCUAUCAGAUUCCUAUCACCUACCAAAACGCCAUGAGCGGGGGUGCACCUUAUUACUUCGCUGCAGAACUACCCCCCGGGAAUCUACCUGAGCCUGCCCCAUUCACGGUGGGUGACAACCGCACCUAUCAAGGCUUUUGGAAUCCCCCUCUGGCCCCACGCAAAGGAUACAACAUCUACUUCCAGGCAAUGAGCAGCGUGGAGAAGGAAACUAAAACCCAGUGUGUACGAAUUGCUACAAAAGCAGCAGCAACAGAAGAACCAGAAGUGAUCCCAGAUCCUGCUAAGCAGACAGACAGAGUUGUGAAAAUAGCAGGCAUUAGUGCUGGGAUUUUGGUGUUCAUCCUCCUCCUCUUAGUUGUCAUAUUAAUUGUUAAAAAGAGCAAGCUUGCUAAAAAACGCAAAGAUGCCAUGGGAAACACACGGCAGGAGAUGACUCACAUGGUGAAUGCAAUGGAUCGAAGUUAUGCCGAUCAGAGCACUCUGCAUGCAGAAGAUCCUCUCUCUAUAACCUUCAUGGACCAGCAUAAUUUUAGUCCAAGAUAUGAGAAUCACAGUGCCACGGCAGAGUCCAGUCGCCUUCUGGAUGUACCUCGCUACCUCUGUGAGGGAACAGAAUCACCUUACCAGACCGGGCAGCUGCACCCAGCCAUCAGGGUAGCUGACUUGCUGCAGCACAUUAACCUCAUGAAGACAUCGGACAGCUAUGGGUUCAAAGAGGAGUAUGAGAGCUUCUUUGAAGGCCAAUCAGCAUCUUGGGAUGUAGCAAAAAAAGAUCAAAAUAGAGCAAAAAACCGCUAUGGGAACAUUAUAGCAUAUGAUCACUCUAGAGUAAUUUUACAACCUGUGGAGGAUGAUCCUUCUUCAGAUUACAUCAAUGCCAACUACAUAGACGGCUACCAGAGACCAAGCCAUUACAUCGCAACCCAAGGCCCAGUUCACGAAACGGUGUAUGAUUUCUGGAGGAUGGUCUGGCAGGAACAAUCUGCCUGUAUUGUUAUGGUUACAAAUUUAGUUGAAGUUGGCCGGGUUAAAUGCUAUAAAUAUUGGCCUGAUGAUACUGAAGUUUAUGGUGACUUCAAAGUAACCUGUGUAGAAAUGGAACCACUUGCUGAAUAUGUGGUUAGGACAUUCACCCUGGAAAGAAGGGCGUACAAUGAAAUUCGUGAAGUGAAGCAGUUUCAUUUCACCGGCUGGCCUGACCAUGGAGUGCCAUAUCACGCUACAGGGCUUCUGUCCUUUAUCCGGAGAGUCAAGUUAUCCAAUCCUCCUAGUGCCGGACCCAUCGUGGUGCACUGCAGCGCUGGUGCUGGACGAACAGGAUGCUACAUUGUGAUUGACAUCAUGCUGGACAUGGCUGAAAGAGAGGGUGUGGUUGACAUCUACAACUGUGUCAAAGCUUUAAGAUCUCGUCGCAUCAAUAUGGUCCAGACAGAGGAACAGUACAUUUUUAUUCAUGAUGCCAUUUUGGAAGCCUGUUUAUGUGGAGAAACUGCCAUACCUGUCUGUGAAUUUAAAGCUGCAUAUUUCGAUAUGAUUAGAAUAGAUUCCCAGACGAACUCUUCACAUCUCAAAGAUGAAUUUCAGACUCUGAAUUCAGUCACCCCUCGACUACAAGCUGAGGACUGCAGUAUAGCAUGCCUGCCAAGGAACCAUGACAAGAACCGUUUCAUGGACAUGCUGCCACCUGACAGAUGUCUGCCUUUUUUAAUUACAAUUGAUGGGGAGAGCAGUAACUAUAUCAAUGCUGCGCUUAUGGAUAGCUACAGGCAGCCAGCUGCUUUCAUCGUCACACAGUACCCACUGCCAAACACUGUGAAAGAUUUCUGGAGAUUAGUGUAUGAUUAUGGUUGUACCUCCAUAGUGAUGUUAAAUGAAGUCGACUUGUCCCAGGGCUGCCCCCAGUACUGGCCAGAGGAAGGGAUGCUACGGUAUGGCCCUAUUCAAGUGGAAUGUAUGUCUUGCUCAAUGGAUUGUGAUGUGAUCAAUCGGAUUUUUAGGAUAUGCAAUCUAACCAGGCCACAGGAAGGUUAUCUGAUGGUGCAGCAGUUUCAGUAUCUAGGGUGGGCUUCUCAUCGGGAAGUACCUGGAUCCAAGCGGUCGUUUUUGAAACUGAUACUGCAGGUAGAAAAAUGGCAAGAGGAAUGCGAGGAAGGAGAAGGGCGGACCAUCAUCCAUUGCUUAAAUGGUGGUGGGCGAAGUGGCAUGUUCUGUGCUAUAGGCAUUGUUGUUGAGAUGGUAAAGCGACAGAAUGUUGUAGAUGUAUUCCAUGCAGUGAAGACACUAAGAAACAGCAAGCCCAACAUGGUGGAAGCCCCGGAGCAGUACCGUUUCUGCUACGAUGUAGCUUUGGAAUACUUAGAAUCUUCUUAGUCGGGUGAGAAUUUCCACAGUGCAUCCACACAGAAACCUGUUCAUCUGUUGAGCCAGCAGCAGUUGUAACCUGUUACACCUGUGCAGAGAGAUUUUAAUGUGGGGGGUGGGAGGAUUUUACAUUUGAGAGGUAAAAGUAUUUUUCUUAUGAAGAUGUAUCUUAAUAAAAAAAAGAGAACCUGAUUACUUUCUAUUGCUGUAUUAAAGCAUCUACAUCUCAUGCCACAUGAAAUAUGUUUAAUAAGAACCAGAUUCAAAUGACAACUUACUAGUGUUUGUAAAGUGAAUACACAACAUUUUCUCUCCUGCCUUAGGUAGAGCAUCCACUACAUGUUGCAUGAAUUAAUACUUUCUAUGUGGCAUUUUCCUCCCUUUUUAAAAUAAAAAGCUGUUGAAUCCUUAAAGGAAUAAGAACAAAGAAGAGCUGUGUAAAUUCACAGUCAAUUUCAUUUUUAUAUGUUCCAAGUGUAGCAGAUCUCUAUAUAAAUAUAUAAAUAUAUAUAACUGUCUUAUUUUCUUUUAAUGUGCAAUGAUGGCUGGAUCAUUUAAAAUUCUUUUUAGAAAAUAACAUAAGCCAAAGACUCAAGUGUAAAUAUGUCUAUAAGGAAAAAGCACAUUAUAUUUAUUGGUUACUUACAUUCCUUUUUUGAUGGCAAAAAUACUACCACCACGCAAUCAUUUUUGUUUCCUAAGAUUUUUUUUCCUUUAGCGAAAAUCAAUUGUAAAUGAUUUUUGUAGAUUAUUUUUUGUAUGUUUUAGUGUAAUUAGAAGAUAAACUUUUUAUUCAUAAACCAGGAAAGCAAUGUCUUUAUAGUGAUUCCCUUGUGUACAUGCUUGUGAAUUAAAUUUAUGUAAAACACCUUGGCAAUUGUCUUUUAAUAGAGGACUGAAUUAAAAACAUUUUUUGCCAAAAAUGUAGUUUUUUCACAAUUUCAUUAGUAAAUAAUAAUGGUUUGGUGACCAGAUUAGAGACACACACACCACCACAUGUUGGAAGGCAUAGCGGGUGAGCUGCACAGUGUUUAGCACAGCUCUGGAGCAUUAUUUAGGCUUUAAAGGAAUCCAUGUCUUCAGACUGAUCAGUAACACUAUCAGCAACACUGAUGCUUCCUGGGGCGAGUAUCAGCAAACUGUCGACUAUCAAGGUGAUAAAAUGCUUCUUCCCAUGUUUACAUGCACAGGCCGUGGGCUCUGACCAUAUAGAAAGUGUGAGCAAAUCAGUGUCAGCCUGAUAUGUGCAUUUGUCAUGAGACUCUCGCGUGAACUUCUCUAAAUAUGGUCUUGUUCCCAUGCUCCAUGAAGCUAUAACUUCCCAUUGUCAGCUUGCAGUUGACCGUGACUAAAGCUUUCUAGUGUCUUCAUUCUAGAUUGCCAAUUCACUACAUGGUGCUUCUAAAGAUUUAAUGGAAGUAAGUGUGAAAUAAAGUUUUAUAAUUA
Molecule: messenger RNA, 5795 nt
Organism: Dipodomys ordii (Ord's kangaroo rat)
Lineage: Eukaryota; Metazoa; Chordata; Mammalia; Rodentia; Heteromyidae
Gene: Ptprk
Product: protein tyrosine phosphatase, receptor type, K
Exons: 30
Coding region: 39-4358 (1439 amino acids)
Biological process (GO): protein dephosphorylation
Cellular component (GO): membrane
Molecular function (GO): protein binding; protein tyrosine phosphatase activity
Source: RefSeq, a predicted model, not a curated record